Molecule: messenger RNA, 1968 nt
Organism: Coccomyxa subellipsoidea C-169
Lineage: Eukaryota; Viridiplantae; Chlorophyta; Trebouxiophyceae; Coccomyxaceae
Exons: 13
Coding region: 1-1968 (655 amino acids)
Source: RefSeq, a predicted model, not a curated record
AUGAAUUUCUGCGGACCGGUGAAACCAAAGCUGGACACCACGAAGAAGGCGAUAUAUAGCUCAGGAGAUGCACUGAAGCUUUACGAAGAGAACUGGACGCUUAGUCUUCCCGGGACUCCCAGCCCCGUAGCUCACUCUCAUCGGGCCUUCAGCGACCUCAGCUCGACGCUUUCACCCGAGACACCCCUCAGUGAUGGGUCGAGCAUCGACUUCCACAUCAGCCCUAUCGGCACGUUCUUUGAUCCCUACCGACUCUAUGUCACAGAUGCUCCACUGCGCAAGGUCAACAAGAUCACACAGGUGGCGACAUCAAGGAAUCCCGUCCCUGCAUUCGGCGCUUCAGACACCUUUAGUGAUAUCCUACCUGGGUCAAGCGUUACCAAGCCAGUCCUCAUCCCCAACAAGAGGGGAUUGGGCAACCAUGCUCUGCCAGACCACCUGAUCGCUGAUCUGCAUAACAGCGGUAUUGGUGGGGCCUACAUCAAGGCAGAGGAAGCAGUGAAAGCGCCAUUCACCGAUGAGCAGCUGGGAUCAUGGACUGAACGCCAGAUCAAGUACAGCGUCAAGACAAGCGCGCCAGCUGCGGAGGCCCCUGAGAGCGCUGCCCCUGUCUAUGGCUUCAUGCCGGCAGAUGUGGCAGCCCAGGCAGCCGUGCCCUCCCCUACACCAGCCUUCUGGCCAGAGCAGGGAUCGGGGCACAGUAAGGGCCCGCACAGGGCAGCCAUGGCGGAAGCUGCGCGCGCAGCUGCUGUGAAGCCGACGCAGCGCGUGCUGUUCCGGGCCGCGUCCCGUGUGGAAGCGCCCGCGCGGCCGGGGGCGGCCAAGCCGCUGCCGCCGCUGGUUGGCCGACGCCGAAUGCCCGCGCAGCCGCCCAAGCCGGACACCCCAGAGCUCAAUGUGGAGGAGAAGAUUUGGCGGCUGCAGUCAAAGCGAGCAUGGAUACGGGAGCAGCUGCGUGCGCUGCGCGGAUUCCCCAAGGACUCCGCCUACGACGAGCCCUGGAGCGACGCCUUUGACAUGGUGCAGGCCAUGGGGGAUGGCCUGAAUCUCCAGACGGCGCUGCCGGGCGACGCGUCAGACACCGACGAGGACGGCUUCAGCAGCGACUCAGACCUCCAUGAGCAGCUGCUCUUCGACGAGGAGCCUGCCAAGCCUCAAGCGCCCCACAAGACCGUGUCCAAGGCCGGAUCCACCCUUGGAUCAGCAACACCUGGCACGCUAUCGACAGGAACACCGUCGACUGCAAGCCCGCCUCCUGCCAACGCUGCUGCAGACGCAGCCAAAGCCGGCUCCACAACUCCGGCACUUUCAAGCGCCUUCAAGGGACCAAGCCUGUCCGCCAACAGCAACCAGCCCACCACCAUAGUCGGCUGUGCACAGGAGCUGAUGCGUCACCAGCGCAGCAUCGAGAUUGACGCUGACCGUGCAUGGCAGGCCAAGUUUGCCAUGCACAAGCCGGCCUCGCCAGCGGCGGCCGACAAGGCACCGGCAACUGCCGAGCGACGGCUGAUGCGCGAAGACAGCGCCUAUGAGGGGCUGCACAAGGGCGGCUCCCGUACCUCCACCAAGACCGCAGCGCCUCAGGGUGCUGACAAGAAGAGCGGCGCACAGCAGUGGGUGGGAGAGAUGCUGCCGGCCGCUGAGUUUGACACAGAUGGAGUGCUCACACAGGCGAUGAUCCGUGUCGCAGAUGAGCGGUCAGGUGCUUCGUGCAUCAUCCUGCGCGGCAAGAAGGGGCAGAAUGCCGAGCAGAUCGUCAAAGCAGUCAAGGAGCAAGCAGCUCUGAUUGCGAUGAUGCAUGGCCUGGACAAGCCCACAGUGCAGCUGGUGCGAGCUGGCACCAUGCAGUGGGGAGAUGUGCAGGAGACCUCCUCUCAGAAAAUACAGGGCCACGAAGGUGUGGCUUACAAGACAAUCGUGGACUAUACUGCCCUCGUCAGACGACUGGGCUAUCCUUGCCCAAUCUGA